This is a messenger RNA of Talpa occidentalis (Iberian mole), 1740 nucleotides long. RefSeq names its product 85/88 kDa calcium-independent phospholipase A2-like. The record is from RefSeq and is a predicted model, not a curated record. Gene Ontology annotation, cellular component: mitochondrion. Lineage: Eukaryota; Metazoa; Chordata; Mammalia; Eulipotyphla; Talpidae. Gene Ontology annotation, biological process: positive regulation of ceramide biosynthetic process; cardiolipin acyl-chain remodeling.
CUCCAGUGGGCUCUUGGGACCCAGGACGGGGGCACAGCUGCCUGGCCCCAGCUCACCCCGCCUGUGCCCCACAGAGCUUCAGGACAUCGUGCACAUCUCCCGGGCCCGGAAGCCGGCCUUCAUCCUGAGCUCCCUGCGGGACGAGAAGCGGACCCACGACCACCUGCUCUGCCUGGACGGGGGUGUGAAAGGCCUGGUCAUCAUCCAGCUGCUCAUCGCCAUUGAGAAGGCCUCAGGCAUCCCCACCAAGGACCUCUUCGACUGGGUGGCCGGGACCAGCAGGGGCAUCCUGGCCCUGGCGAUUCUACAUGGCAAGUCCAUGGCCUACAUGCGUGGUGUGUACUUUCGCAUGAAGGACGAGGUGUUCCGGGGCUCGCGGCCCUACGAGUCAGGGCCCCUGGAGGAGUUCCUGAAGCGGGAGUUUGGAGAGCACACCAAGAUGACGGACGUCAAGAAGCCCAAGGUGAUGCUGACGGGGACGCUGUCUGACCGGCAGCCGGCCGAGCUCCACCUCUUCCGGAACUACGAGGCCCCGCAGUCCACACGGGAGCCUCGCUUCAGCCAGAAUAUCAACCUAAAGCCUCUGACUCGGCCCUCAGACCAACUAGUGUGGCGGGCAGCCCGAAGCAGUGGGGCAGCCCCCACCUACUUCCGGCCCAACGGGCGCUUCCUGGAUGGCGGGCUGUUGGCCAACAACCCCACGCUGGACGCCAUGACCGAGAUCCAUGAGUACAACCAGGACUUGAUUGGCAAGGGUCAGGGUGACAAGGUGAAGAAACUCUCCAUCGUCGUCUCUCUGGGCACAGGGAGGGCCCCCCAGGUGCCUGUGACCUGUGUGGAUGUCUUCCGCCCCAGUAACCCCUGGGAACUGGCCAAGACGGUUUUUGGGGCCAAGGAACUGGGCAAGAUGGUGGUGGACUGUUGCACAGAUCCAGAUGGGCGAGCUGUGGACCGGGCCCGGGCCUGGUGUGAGAUGGUGGACAUCCAGUACUUCAGAUUGAACCCCCAGCUGGGGGCGGACAUCAUGCUGGACGAGGUCAGCGACAUGGUGCUGGUCAACGCUCUCUGGGAGACCGAGGUCUACAUCUACGAGCACCGCGAGCAGUUCCAGAAGCUCAUCCAGCUGCUGCUCUCACCGUGAGGCUGCCAGGCCCAGCUGUGCCUGCCCGGGCCAGCUCCCCUCCACAGACUGGCCUCGAGGGCACCAGUGCCUGGCCCAUGGCUGGUCCCGAAGGCCCCUGUUCCUCUGUCCCCACCUCUGGCACUGUUUGUCAUUCAAGGCUGCCUGUCUCCAGCAGUCCGCGCCUCACUGGGGCCCUUGCCCUGGUCACCAAGGACAACUAGUUCUUGGGCCCUCGCCCCAUCUGCUCAAACACUAAGGGUGCCGGUGCACCCCAACCCUAACUCCCAGGGGCUCUAGGCUCUUCCUGGUCCCCAGGGGGUACAGCUGCUCCUCCCAUCCCCUGCCCUCAUCCCUGGAGGUGGGGGCUAGAGAAAAGGGCCAUCGCCCCACCCCAUCAGCAGGGACACUCCAGGAAUGGGGUGCUGCAUUCGACUUUGCACCCCCACACACACCCAGCUGCCGGCCCUCCCCCAGCUGCCCCACCCCGCGAGUGCUUCUUGGCGAUUUCACUCAUUAUUGUCCCUGGCAGGAGGUGGUUUAUGACCGGGGAGGGGCUCUGGGGCUGCCUCCAACCUCAAAUAAACAGCUCGGCCAGGUGCACCCGUGUUGUGUGCCAU